Molecule: messenger RNA, 1985 nt
Organism: Loxodonta africana (African savanna elephant)
Lineage: Eukaryota; Metazoa; Chordata; Mammalia; Proboscidea; Elephantidae
Gene: ZFP36L2
Product: ZFP36 ring finger protein like 2
Exons: 2
Coding region: 302-1795 (497 amino acids)
Molecular function (GO): metal ion binding; mRNA binding
Source: RefSeq, a predicted model, not a curated record
GCCGCCGAGUUCCAGCAGUCCGCGAGCUGCCAUCGGCUCCGCGCGGGGGGGGCGGGCCGGGCACCCCGGGGGCGCGGAGGAGCGCUCUUUGCUUCUCUCAACUCUCCCCCCACUCCUCACUCCAGGGCACUCAAACCAAUCCACGCUGCUUCCCUCUCCCUUUUCUAGCCCCCCAGCAAACUUUCGGUCCCACCUCCGCCCCUCGCCCGUUAUUCGUCGUGGCUCAAGCCCCGCCGCGCUGGCCCGAGGGCUUCUCCGGACCUCUCCGUCUGCAGCUGCGACCAUUACAGGACCCAGAAACAUGUCGACCACACUUCUGUCCGCCUUCUACGAUAUCGACUUCUUGUGCAAGACGGAGAAAUCCCUGGCCAACCUCAAUCUGAACAGCAUGCUGGACAAGAAGGCGGUGGGGACGCCGGUGGCCGCCGCCCCCAGCUCGGGCUUCGCGCCGGGUUUCCUCCGACGGCACUCGGCCAGCAACCUGCACGCGCUCGCCCACCCCGCGCCCAGCCCCAGCAGCUGCUCGCCCAAGUUCCAGGGUGCCGCUAACGGCGGCAGCUGUGGCGGCGGCGCUGCGGCCGGCGGCCCGGCCUCCUACGGCACCCUCAAGGAGCCGUCGGGGGGCGGCGGCACGGCCCUGCUCAACAAGGAGAACAAAUUCCGGGACCGCUCGUUCAGCGAGAACGGGGAGCGCAGCCAGCACCUCCUGCACCUGCAGCAGCAGCAGAAGGGCGGCGGCGGGGGCUCCCAGAUCAACUCCACGCGCUACAAGACCGAGCUGUGUCGGCCCUUCGAGGAGAGUGGCACGUGCAAGUACGGCGAGAAGUGCCAGUUCGCGCACGGCUUCCACGAGCUGCGCAGCCUGACGCGGCACCCGAAGUACAAGACGGAGCUGUGCCGCACCUUCCACACCAUCGGCUUCUGCCCCUACGGGCCGCGCUGCCACUUCAUCCACAACGCGGAUGAGCGGCGGCCUGCGCCGUCGGGGGGCGCCUCGGGGGACCUGCGCGCCUUCAGCCCGCGCGACGCGCUGCACCUGGGCUUCGCGGCGCCCCCUCGAGAGCCGCGGCCCAAGCUACACCACAGUCUCAGCUUCUCGGGCUUCCCGUCGGGCCACCACCAGCCCCCGGGGGGCCUCGAGUCGCCGCUGCUGCUCGACAGCCCCACGUCGCGCACGCCACCCCCGCCCUCGUGUUCCUCAGCCUCGUCCUGCUCCUCGUCGGCCUCGUCCUGCUCUUCGGCCUCGGCGGCCUCCACGCCCUCCGGCGCCCCGGCAUGCUGUGCCUCGGCCGCGGCCGCAGCAGCUGCGGCGCUGCUGUAUGGCGCGGGGGGCGCCGAGGACCUGCUCCCGCCAGGCUCCCAGUGCGCCGCCUGCUUGGCGGCCUCGUGUGCCAACAACGCCUUCGCCUUCGGCCCGGAGCUGAGCAGCCUGAUCACGCCGCUCGCCAUCCAGACCCACAACUUCGCCGCUGUGGCAGCCGCCUACUAUCGCAGCCAGCAGCAGCAGCAGCAAGGCCUGGCGCCCCCGGCGCAGCCCCCGGCGCCGCCCAGCGCGCCCCUCCCUGCCAGCGCCGCUGCGCCGCCCUCGCCUCCCUUCAGCUUCCAGCUGCCGCGCCGCCUGUCGGAGUCUCCGGUGUUCGAUGCGCCCCCCAGCCCCCCAGACUCGCUGUCGGACCGCGACAGCUACCUGAGCGGCUCCCUGAGCUCGGGCAGCCUCAGCGGUUCCGAGUCCCCCAGCCUCGACCCUGGCCGGCGCUUGCCCAUCUUCAGCCGCCUCUCCAUCUCCGACGACUGAGGCAAGAGGGCGCCAGUGAGGAGGAGGAGGAGAAGAAAGGGGGGCAAGGCCUCUGGGGGGGUGUUGGAGGACACCCCUGGCCACCUCGCCCCUGCUGGGGGGCGGGGAUCGGACAUAGGCCACUGGCGGACUGCAGGCCGGCCGAGCACUUGGGACUCGAACUCUGCUUGGAGCGGGCCCCACCCCUCCC